Triticum aestivum (bread wheat) is the source of this 543-nucleotide messenger RNA. RefSeq lists its product as uncharacterized. Gene Ontology annotation, molecular function: zinc ion binding. The coding region runs from base 114 to 464 and encodes 116 amino acids. The record is from RefSeq and is a predicted model, not a curated record. The transcript has 2 exons. Lineage: Eukaryota; Viridiplantae; Streptophyta; Magnoliopsida; Poales; Poaceae.
UCUGGAUCUGGUCCCCAUUCGAUCCCCAAAUCGCAAGACGAAACCCUAGACUCGCCCCACAGUUUCUUCUAGGUCGCACCAAAUUGGAGCAGAUAGAUCCCUAGGUAUCGAAGAUGGCGGAUCCAGCUGCUCUGCCAAUCGUGCCUUGUCCGGAUUGCGGCAGGAACGUGGUGACCUACGUUGCUAGGCGCGGGCAGAACGCCUGUCGGUGUUUCUACAAGUGCCGGAAUCACAACCCUUCAGCGGGCGGAUGCGAUUUCUACAGGUGGCAGGAAGGCUAUGCAGCGCAUCUGGCCAAUCUUGAAGGAGGAGAAGCUGCUGUGGGUCAAAUCGGUCCGGGUCAGAUGCAGGGUGGGCAAGCUGUCGAAGCUCAAGUUGUGCAGGCUGAUCACGGCCAGCCGGUGCAGCAAAAUGGGCCGCCGGAGGCGUCGCAGGCUGCAUCGUUUGCUAGUGCGGUCGCAUGAUAUAUGCUCGCGGCAGCUCCAGCUGCCGGUCGGCAGGGUGUGACAGUCGCCGACACCGCCUCCAUCAACCUGGUGGUAU